GCAGGGGAUACAAAGAAGAACAUGUAACUAGCUAUGCACAUUCGUCUUUCUUAUGAACACAAAGCUUUCACUUUCUCUAUAUGCUUUUUCUCUUUUUCUUCUGUCUUUAUAUAUCAUAGAGGUGCUCAUGAUAAUACCACAGCAUAAACAUGCAGAAAAUACUUUCUUCUCUUCUUUAUAUUGAUUAUACGCUGCUCCAACUGUUCUACUAUUUCCUUUUCAUCAAAACUUUUUCAGGAAGCAAAAACAGGAAAGGGCUUUCACAGAUUUUCAGAUUUUCUUCUGCAUUUUGCCACAUCUUCUGAUAUAUAUGGGUAUAGACAUUAAAAAACAUGAUGAUUUCACUGCCUGCCUGCAAACAAGCACAGCCCCUUCUAAAUUUUCCAAAGGGACUUCACAUGGAUCAAUUUAUUCCGCGGCGCCAAAAGGACAAGGUUGUUAUAGUAGUUGGUGCAACGGGGACGGGUAAAUCAAGACUUUCCAUUGAUUUAGCCACCCGUUUUAAUGCAGAGAUUGUGAAUUCGGAUAAAAUGCAAGUGUACAAAGGUCUUGACAUAGUAACAAACAAAGUGAAAGAAGAAGAGUGUCGUGGAAUUCCCCACCAUUUGUUAGGAAUAAUUGAUCCUGAUGUGGACUUCACUUCUGAUGAUUUUGUGCACCAUGCAUCUCUAGCAGUUGAUUCCAUUAUGAGAAAAGGCCGGCUGCCGAUAAUUGCCGGUGGCUCGAAUUCAUACAUCAAGGCAUUGGUGAAUGAUGAUAUAGAGUUUCAAUCAAAAUAUGAAUGUUGCUUCCUUUGGGUGAAUGCAUCUAUGGCAAUCCUGCAUUCAUUUGUUUCGAAACGCGUUGAUCAAAUGGUUGACACAGGUUUGGUUGAUGAAGCUAGGGAAUUUUUCGACCUCGAGGCAAAUUAUACACGGGGAAUCAAACGUGCCAUUGGUGUGCCAGAAAUGGAUGAAUAUUUCAGGAAUGAGUCAGUUGAUGAUGAUGAAACGAGGGCUAGGCUUCUUAAGGCGGCAAUCUAUAAAAUCAAAGAAAACACUUGCAAAUUGGCGUCUCGUCAACACCAAAAUAUUCUUAGGCUCCAGAACCAACUGAAAUGGAAUAUGCACCACCUCGACGCGACGGAGGCAUUCCUCAAACGUGGGGUGGGGGCUGAUGAAGCUUGGGAAAGGAUUGUGGCCGGGCCAAGCACCCGAAUUGUUGGCUGCUUCCUCCACAAACAAGACAUCAAUCUCAUAUCAGCCAUAACAACACCACCACCCAUGACCACAGCAGCCGUCAUCGGUACCACAAACAUCACCUCAGUCGCAGCCGCCAUCCGCUAAUAGGAUCCCACCUAUCAAUGAUCAGCGUCAGCCUUGGAGAUAAAUCUUCGUAAAGGCCACGUAGCAGACACCCAUAAUCUACGGUUACCUUUUCUACUUUACAAAGGUUGCUGUCAAGUCAUGAAGUACCUAGAUUUGGGGGCCGUACAGCUUGAAGCAUUUCAGAAAUCUGUGUUGGGCUUCUUCUAAUUUCUUUUUCUAUUUAAUUAAACUACAACGUGUUGCAGGUUUUAUUAAAAAUGAAUAAACAUAGUACAUAUUUUGGAUGGAAUUGGUGCAAAAUAGAGAAAAAAGUAAAAGCUCAGAAAUCACACUUCAUGUGAUAUAACUAUACUUCUUGUGAUCAUAGACCGAACUUGCACGAGCUUAAUUUUCGGACAUGGGUUAGCAUUGCAAAUUGUAGGUUCUGUGGGGACACAAUAUUUUGUGAUGUGAUGAGAAACGCUUACAUGUACAUAAUGAUUUGUAAAAUGUCAACUACCAAUAUUUCAUUGGAUUUUGAAUAAAAAAUAAAGUUAA
Messenger RNA from Olea europaea var. sylvestris, 1844 nucleotides. Its product is annotated as adenylate isopentenyltransferase 5, chloroplastic-like. The coding region runs from base 333 to 1325 and encodes 330 amino acids. The record is from RefSeq and is a predicted model, not a curated record. Gene Ontology annotation, biological process: tRNA modification; cytokinin biosynthetic process. Gene Ontology annotation, molecular function: tRNA dimethylallyltransferase activity. NCBI's taxonomy places the organism in Eukaryota, Viridiplantae, Streptophyta, Magnoliopsida, Lamiales, Oleaceae. Gene Ontology annotation, cellular component: mitochondrion. The transcript is spliced from 2 exons.